CAACCAUCUAUCCGGCUGGCUGGUCACAAUGACAUCACGAUUAUUGCCAUCCGGUGGCCGGACGUUCUUGCGCCACGGUCCCGUCCCGAACAACUUCCAACGCCGUGCCUUUGCCUCGACGCGCCUGUACUUCUCCGAUGUCUUCCACUCGCAGCUGGAUGAUCCGGCCUCCGCCGCCCUGUACUCGUCGUUGCAGACCUCUCGCGCCGUCCCGCAGACCCUGACCGAAAAGAUCGUCCAGCGGUACUCCGUGGGCCUGGCCCAGGACAAGUUUGUCCAGUCGGGCGACUAUGUCACCAUCUCGCCGCACCGGGUCAUGACACACGACAACUCGUGGCCCGUCGCGCUGAAGUUCAUGUCCAUCGGUGCCUCCAAGCUGCACAACCCCGACCAGAUCGUCAUGACGCUCGACCACGACGUCCAGAACAAGUCGGACAAGAACCUGCAGAAGUACCGUCAGAUCGAGGAGUUCGCCAAGCAGCACGGGGUGGAGUUCUACCCCGCGGGGCGCGGCAUCGGACAUCAGAUCAUGGUGGAGGAGGGAUUCGCCUGGCCGGGCACCCUGGUGGUCGCGUCGGACAGCCACAGCAACAUGUACGGCGGCGUCGGCUGCCUGGGCACCCCGAUCGUGCGGACUGACGGCGCCAGUAUCUGGGCCACGGGUAAGACGUGGUGGCAGAUCCCGCCGGUGGCCAAGGUCACCCUGACGGGCAUCUUGCCCCCGGGCGUCACGGGCAAGGACGUGAUCGUGGCGCUCUGCGGCCUGUUCGACAAGGACGACGUGCUGAACCACGCGAUCGAGUUCACCGGUUCGGAGGAGACCAUGGCCAGCCUGCCCGUCGACGACCGGCUGACGAUCGCCAACAUGACCACCGAGUGGGGUGCGCUGUCCGGCCUGUUCCCCAUCGACGGCAUCCUGCAGGGAUGGCUGAAGGGCAAGGCCACGACGGCCGCCAUGGGUCUGGCCGACGGGCCCUUCAAGACGCUGGCGGCGCAGCGGUUCACCCACCCGAUCCUCGACCAGCUGUUCAGCAACCCGCUGACGGCCGACAAGGGCGCCAAGUACGCCAAGGAGCUCUUCCUGGACCUCUCGACGCUGUCGCCGUACGUGUCGGGGCCUAACUCGGUGAAGGUGGCCACGCCGCUGAAGGAGCUGGAGGCCCAGAGCAUCAAGGUCAACAAGGCCUACCUGGUGUCGUGCACCAACUCGCGCGCGUCCGACAUCGCGGCCGCCGCGAAGGUGUUCAAGGAGGCCGCAGAGAAGAACGGCGGCACGGUCCCCAAGAUCGCGGACGGUGUGCAGUUCUACAUCGCGGCGGCCUCCAUCCCGGAGCAGCUGGCGGCCGAGGGCGCCGGCGACUGGCAGACCCUGCUUGAGGCGGGCGCCACUCCCCUUCCCGCGGGCUGCGGGCCCUGCAUCGGACUGGGCACGGGCCUGCUGGAGCCCGGCGAGGUCGGCAUCAGCGCGUCGAACCGCAACUUCAAGGGCCGCAUGGGCAGCACCGACGCCAAGGCCUACCUGGGUAGCCCCGAGGUGGUCGCCGCCAGCGCGCUGAGCGGCACGCUGAGCGGUCCGGGCUGGUACCAGACCCCCGAGGGGUGGACGGGUGUGGUCCGCGGCGAGGGUGACGGCAUCCGCGAGGAGGACCGCAUGCUCACGAUGGAAGAAGCCCUGGAGAAGGUCCUCGGCCAGAUGGACGACCUGGUCGCCGACGGGGAGAAGAAGUUCGCUCCUGCAGAGGAGGCCACGGAGGACGCCACCGCUGACAACGACGAGGGCCUAACCCAAGUGUACCCUGGAUUCCCCGAGUCCGUGUCGGGUGAGAUCGUCUUCUGCGACGCCGACAACAUCAACACCGACGGCAUCUACCCCGGCAAAUACACCUACCAGGACAACGUCCCCGAGGAGACCAUGGCCGAGGUAUGCAUGUCCAACUACGACGCGACAUUCUCCUCGAUCGCCAAGGAGGGCGACAUCCUAGUGACCGGCUUCAACUUCGGCUGCGGCAGCUCGCGCGAGCAGGCCGCGACGGCCAUCCUGGCGAAGCGCAUCCCGCUCGUCGUGGCCGGCAGCUUCGGCAACAUCUUCUCGCGCAACAGCAUCAACAACGCCCUGAUGGGUCUGGAAGUGCCGCGGCUGAUCAGCCGACUGCGCGAGAGCUUCGGCGCGGACCAGCAGGCUACGCGCCGCACGGGGUGGAUUCUCACCUGGGACGUGCGACGCAGCCGUAUCGAGAUCCAGGAGGGCCCGAACGGACCCAAGUGGUCGCAUAAGGUUGGCGAGCUGCCGCCUAAUGUGCAGGAGAUCAUUGCCAAGGGGGGGUUGGAGAAGUGGGUGAAGAAUGCGAUUGAUGCUUAGACUAUUAAAAAGCCCCUCGACACUUAGCCCAUUCGUGCUUCGCUCAUUGAUGCUUCGCCCAUAAAGGGCAAGCCGCACUUCGUUCCCCCGUCAUGUUGAAUAGUGCUGGGCUCCGCAAACCCGAUUAUACCCACGCCGUGCAGUCGUCUGCACUGUUCAUUUGUCAUUUCGAGCUGGGGUUGAUUGAUUGAUUGUUGACUGGACUGGGAUUCGGCUGUUCAUCUUGUAGACUACGGCUUUAGAUGAUUCAUGUAUAUAUAGAUAGAUUA
This is a messenger RNA of Aspergillus campestris IBT 28561, 2628 nucleotides long. RefSeq names its product homoaconitase LysF (gene lysF). Bases 29 to 2359 code for a protein of 776 amino acids. The record is from RefSeq and is a predicted model, not a curated record. The transcript is spliced from 2 exons. Gene Ontology annotation, molecular function: homoaconitate hydratase activity; 4 iron, 4 sulfur cluster binding. NCBI's taxonomy places the organism in Eukaryota, Fungi, Ascomycota, Eurotiomycetes, Eurotiales, Aspergillaceae. Gene Ontology annotation, biological process: L-lysine biosynthetic process.